AUGAUAAGAGUAGUGGUGAGAGGUUUUGCGAGCUGUAAGAUAGCCAGGCUUAGCGCAAAAUCAUAUCAGAGCUCACGAGCACAAAUCCUCCCUUCCCCUAAGGAAUUGAAACAGUUUCUAGAUGAGUAUAUUAUUGGUCAAACAAACGGCAAAAAGGUUCUAAGUGUAGCAGUGUACAAUCACUAUCUAAGGGUCAAUGAUAGACAGAAGAGGUUAGAGGCUAAGGUACAAAGUGAAUUAUUGGAAAAGCAAAGAUUAGAAGACGAUGAGAGUGAGCCUAUUUACAAAAGUUCAGAGACCGAUGUUGGAUAUCGCAAUCUAAAAGAGCAGUUAAACGAAACUCUUAAUUCAAGAGAUGAAGAUUUAGAACUCGCCAAGAGUAACGUUUUAGUAGUAGGACCAUCAGGCUCAGGAAAGACUUUACUAGCUUCAACUUUGGCUCGCGUGCUUGAUGUGCCCAUUGCGAUUACUGACUGCACCCAAUUAACCCAGGCUGGUUACAUUGGUGAAGACGUAGAAGUGUGUAUCGAGCGAUUACUCGUCAACGCGAAUUACGAUGUUGCAAAGGCAGAGAGGGGCAUUAUUGUGUUGGAUGAGAUAGAUAAACUUGCGAAGCCUGCUGCCAGUAUUGGGACUAAGGACGUAUCAGGCGAAGGGGUCCAACAGUCUUUGCUGAAGAUUUUAGAAGGACAUAGAGUCGAGGUCAACCUCAAAAGACCUGUCAAUAAAAAGAAGGAUAAUCAAAACAAUCAAAUUAGCGCCAAAAAGGAAGAAACAUUUGCUGUCGAUACCUCAAAUAUCCUUUUUAUGCUGAUGGGUGCUUUUGUUGGGCUUGAUAAACAUAUUGUGAAAAGAGUCGAGAAUAUUAGAGGUAUCUCAGAUCCUCAAACUCCUGAAGAUAAAAAUGAAGAGAUUAGAAAACUUAGAUUUAGUAACACGAUUGAACAAGUGAAAUUAGAGAAUGGUAAAAUGACAUCAGCAUUGAAUUUGGCCACUCCAACCGAUCUAGUAAGCUUUGGAUUGAUACCUGAAUUAAUUGGAAGAGUACCUAUCAUCACAGCCUUAGAGCCUCUAGAAAGAAAGGAUCUUUUCGAGAUUUUGAAAGAACCUAAAAAUGCACUCUUGAAUCAAUACGAAUACAUUUUCAAACAGUUCGGCGUCAGGUUAUGCAUUACUGAAAAAGCUUUGAUGCGAGUGGCACACUUUGCCCUGGAUGAGGGUACAGGCGCGAGAGGUUUGAGAGGCAUCAUGGAACGUUUAUUGCUUAAUGUGAACUACGAAUGCCCAGAUUCUGGUAUUUCUUAUGUGCUGAUAAAUGAAGACACCGUUAAUUCAUUGAAACAAUCAGAAUAUACUUUCUCGACACAUGUUAAGGCAAAAUAUUAUUCUCGAGGGGAACGAGAUCAGUUCAUCGAGGAUGUUUAUAAGGAGGAUAGAGAAAUGGGAAAGUUGUUGGAUGCGGAGUAUGGAAGAACACCUACUAGAUUCAAAGAAAAAAAAAAGUGA
Messenger RNA from Lachancea fermentati, 1506 nucleotides. Lineage: Eukaryota; Fungi; Ascomycota; Saccharomycetes; Saccharomycetales; Saccharomycetaceae. The record is from the annotation of a GenBank genome assembly.